Messenger RNA from Rotaria sp. Silwood1, 336 nucleotides. Lineage: Eukaryota; Metazoa; Rotifera; Eurotatoria; Philodinida; Philodinidae. The record is from the annotation of a GenBank genome assembly.
AUGCAAGAAUAUAGCCUCGAUGAAAGUGAAAACAGCGAUUACAGCGAUGAAUACGACGAUCCACCUACUAUGGUCACCGUUCCAAUACCAUCGACAAAAGCACCUCAAGAAAACGUUUUGGAUCAUACGGAUGAUGUUCAAUCUCGUCAUGAACUGAAGCCAUAUAAAAGCAUUAUUUCAGCAAUGAAGUAUCGUUACUGGUCAGUAUUGGUAAUGGUCAGUACUGGUACUGGUCAAUAUCGAUACUGGUCAUCUCAAGUAUUUUCCAGUACUGGUACUGGUCAAUAUCGAUACUGGUCAUCUCAAGUAUUGUCCAGUACUGGUACUGAUCAAUAA